This is a messenger RNA of Tupaia belangeri chinensis (Chinese tree shrew), 2684 nucleotides long. It is a transcript of the gene COG7, whose product is annotated as component of oligomeric golgi complex 7. The transcript has 18 exons. Gene Ontology annotation, cellular component: COG complex. Gene Ontology annotation, biological process: intracellular protein transport; Golgi organization; retrograde vesicle-mediated transport, Golgi to endoplasmic reticulum. The coding region runs from base 198 to 2522 and encodes 774 amino acids. Lineage: Eukaryota; Metazoa; Chordata; Mammalia; Scandentia; Tupaiidae. The record is from RefSeq and is a predicted model, not a curated record.
GCGGCGAGGGUCAUUCCCAGCCGUAGCUUGCGCGAACGGACUGAGGAGUGGCGACAGGCAAGUGACACUCCUGGAGGUUUCAUAGUGCCGCCUCCGAGGCCAGCCCCGGUGCUCCGCAGGGUCGUCGCUUCUGCGUUCUUGGUGCUGCCCAGAGCCAGCGCUUAAGACCUGGAGGCCAGGCCCGAGGCGGUGCCGCCAUGGACUUCUCCAAGUUCCUGGCUGAGGACUUCGACGUGAAGGAGUGGAUCAACGCGGCGUUCAGGGCUGGCCCCAAGGAGGCGGCGGCCGGGAAGGCGGACGGCCACGCGGCCACCCUGGUGAUGAAGCUGCAGCUGUUUAUCCAGGAAGUGAACCACGCCGUGGAGGAAACAAGUCUCCAGGCUCUUCAAAACAUGCCCAAAGUGCUGCGUGAUGUCGAAGCCCUUAAACAAGAGGCAUCUUUUCUGAAAGAACAAAUGAUCCUAGUCAAGGAAGAUAUUAAAAAAUUUGAACAGGACACAUCUCAGUCGAUGCAGGUAUUGGUAGAAAUCGACCAGGUGAAGUCCAGAAUGCAGCUUGCAGCUGAAUCUCUUCAGGAGGCAGACAAGUGGAGCACAUUGAGCGCUGACAUUGAAGAGACAUUUAAGACACAAGACAUAGCAGUGAUUUCUGCCAAGCUAACAGGCAUGCAAAACAGCCUAAUGAUGCUGGUUGAUACUCCAGACUACUCCGAAAAAUGCGUGCACUUGGAGGCGCUAAAGAACAGGCUGGAGGCCCUGGCCAGUCCUCAGAUCGUGGCAGCGUUCACCUCCCAGUCUGUAGAUCAGUCCAAAGUGUUCGUGAAGGUGUUCACAGAAGUGGACCGGAUGCCCCAGCUCCUUGCAUACUACUACAAGUGUCACAAGGUGCAGCUGUUAGCGGUGUGGCAAGAGCUGUGCCAGAGUGACCUAGCCCUGGACCGGCAGCUCACUGGACUCUACGAUGCCUUGCUUGGUGCUUGGCACACACAAACCCAAUGGGCUCUGCAGGUUUUCAAGAACCCCCAUGAGGUGGUGACGGUGCUGCUGAUUCAGACCCUGGGGGCCUUGGUGCCCUCCCUGCCCAUCUGCCUCAGUGCUGGUGUGGAGAGGGCAGGGCCCGAGCUGGAGCUCACCAAACUGCUGGAGUUCUACGAGGCUACCGCCCACUUUGCCAAGGGGUUGGAGACGGCGCUGCUCCCCCACUUACAUGAGCACAACCUGGUGAAAGUCAUGGAGCUGGUGGAUGCCGUGUACAGCCCGUACAAACCCUACCAGCUCAAGUAUGGCGACAUGGAAGAGAGCAACCUCCUCAUCCAGAUCAGCGCUGUGCCUUUGGAACAUGGGGAAGUGAUCGACUGUGUGCAGGAGCUGAGCCACUCUGUGAACAAGCUCUUUGGUCUGGCAUCUGCGGCUGUUGAUAGAUGCGCCAAAUUCACCAAUGGCCUGGGGACCUGCGGCCUGCUGGCAGCCCUGAAAUCCCUCUUUGCCAAGUAUGUGUCUGAUUUCACCAAUACUCUCCAAUCAAUACGAAAGAAGUGCAAACUGGAUGAUAUUCCUCCCAACUCCCUUUUUCAAGAAGAUUGGACGGCUUUUCAAAACUCCAUUAGGAUCAUAGCCACCUGUGGAGAGCUCUUGCGGCAGUGUGGGGACUUUGAGCAGCAGCUUGCAAACAGGAUUUUGUCCACAGCCGGGAAGUACCUCUCCGACUCCUACAGCCCGCGGAGCCUGGCUGGUUUUCAGGAUAGCAUCUUGACAGAUAAGAAGAGCACUGCCAAGAACCCAUGGCAAGAAUAUAAUUACCUCCAGAAAGAUAACCCUGCUGAAUAUGCCAGUCUAAUGGAAAUACUUUAUACCCUCAAGGAAAAAGGGUCGAGUAAUCACAACCUGCUGUCUGCGUCUCGAGCAGCCCUCACUCGGCUUAACCAGCAGGCCCACCAGCUGGCCUUCGACUCCGUGUUCCUGCGCAUCAAACAGCAGCUGCUACUGGUUUCCAAGAUGGACAGCUGGAACACAGCCGGCAUUGGAGAAACCCUAACAGAUGACCUGCCUGCCUUCAGUCUCACCCCUCUCGAGUACAUCAGCAAUAUCGGGCAGUACAUCAUGUCCCUCCCCCUGAAUCUUGAGCCAUUUGUGACUCAGGAGGACUCUGCCUUGGAGCUGGCAUUGCAUGCCGGAAAGUUACCAUAUCCUCCUGAGCAAGGGGAUGAAUUGCCUGAGCUGGACAACAUGGCUGACAACUGGCUGGGCUCAAUUGCCAGAGCCACAAUGCAGACCUACUGCGACGUGAUCCUCCAGAUCCCGGAGCUGACCCCACACUCCACCAAGCAGCUGGCCACUGACAUCGACUAUCUGAUCAACGUGAUGGAUGCCCUGGGCCUGCAGCCAUCCCGCACCCUGCAGAGCAUCGUGACGCUCUUGAAGACCAAGCCUGAGGACUACAGACAGGCCAGCAAAGGCCUGCCGCGGCGCCUCACCACCACGGUGGCCACCAUGCGGGGGGUACCUUCUGAAUUGUUCAGAUGAAGGGCCACACAUCUGGAGUUUGCGGCAGAACAGCCCAGCAGGAGAAGCCAACCUUAGUCGGCAGAUCCCAGGACGUUCGAUGUGAGUUCAUCAAACUGCUUAUGCAUCUGUUCUCAAGUCUCCAUAAUGAGGAGCUUAAAAAUACCUUUUGAGGGGCCAGCA